AAAAGGGGCACGCGCAUGCGCACGAGAUGCGCCGGACCCCAUGUAAGGCCCAGAAGAGCAUUUGGCGUCGGGAACUGAGGUUACAACAGAGAAGAAGCCAUUGAAUCCCAGAGACACGUGUGUGUGGGGACCGCGGGGUUCGUUGGGGUAGGAGGACACCAUGGACCCCCGGGGGCCAGCCCCCAAGCCUUUCCAGAGGCCUGAGAAACCUGGCCGUGUCCGCCGACGGAAGACCAGGCGGGAGCGUAAUGAGGCUCUGGUCUGCAGCCGCCGUCGGUUGCUGGCCAGUCAGGAUCCCCCCAAGUCCAGUCAGGAUCCACCAGUGGCCCUUCAGGAUCCUGUGGCCCCUGUUGCUUCCAAGUUUGUGGCCAUAACCCAGGGUCGGCUGAGCCGCGAGCACCGGGGUCUCUUCAAUCAUGAGGUGAAAUCCCUGGAUGUGGCACGGUUGUUUGGCAGUGAGUCCCUGAACCCAGGCACCCUCACACUCUUGACCAAGGCCUCCCCAAGCCCAGGCAGGGCCCACGAACCAACUCCACAGUCAAGGGACAAGGAGAACCAGAUACCUGGGGGCUCAGGCCCAGGCCCACCUAGUUCCCCAAAGCUCCCUGACUUAGGACAGCUGCUGGGAGAACUACGGCACCAACUGAUUCUGCCACAAGCCUUCCCCAGGAGAAGCCUUGUGCAAGAGGCCAGGGAUGCUAUUGUGGGCUCCUUACAGGCCUGCCAUGGCCAUGUGCCUGACCUUACCCUGGUGCUCUGGAGCUGCCAGCCACCUUUGCCAGGGGCCAGUCCUGGGGGUUGUGAGAGACGAAGAAGGACACCCUCCUGGAUCAACAGCACUGAGCAGUCCCCAGGGGAGGGAAGGCAGCGGAGGCAACAGGGGCCAAAGGAACCUUCCUCCUUUUCCAGGCUGCACACCUCCAGCAUUCCUGUCGCACACAGAGUGAACCUGGCUCAGCCGAAAGGUCCCUGGCCACCUCCCUUAACCUCAUUGCCAUCACCAUCUGGGACAGCCUGGGGCCCCCCAACAGCCUUUGACCUACUGAAAAGCAUCUGGUUGGUAGCUACACCGCCCCCUCCCCGGCCCUGGGGAGUUGGCCCAUCCCAGCCCCUGCCUCAGCCACCGUCACCCUUGUUGCCCCAGACCUCUGCUCUGGACUGGAGCCCCAGUCCCCCUGCCCCACUGCCCAGCCUUUCCUGGGUGGUGGCCCAGAGCAGCCCAGAAGCAUGGUCUUUUCCACCCAUGAGACUGUACUGAGAGACUGAGACUAGGCUGGGGGGGGAAUCUCAAUAAACUAUCUUUUACAUGGUU
Molecule: messenger RNA, 1312 nt
Organism: Erinaceus europaeus (western European hedgehog)
Lineage: Eukaryota; Metazoa; Chordata; Mammalia; Eulipotyphla; Erinaceidae
Gene: PRR19
Product: proline rich 19
Exons: 3
Coding region: 161-1258 (365 amino acids)
Source: RefSeq, a predicted model, not a curated record